UCAGAGUGCACAUGCGCAUCAUAACACCGUGUAAGUGAGGGCAGAGAGAGGGUCAUCAUGGUUCAGGUCCAGCCCGCUUCUGUCUGUGUUUAAUACUCCACAUGUUGAGGCUGUUCCUCCGGAGGCUCCGGCCGCUUAGCGGGCCGUUGGGCCGCCUCUCUGCCCGCUCAGCACGCUCCUCCAGCGGCUUCCCUGCUCCAGAGAUGCCCGCUGCCUGGGUCCGCAGCAACUUCCUGGACUACUUCCAGGAGAAACACGGACACCGGCUGGUCCCGUCCUCCCCCGUCCGGCCGAGAGGAGACCCCAGCCUGCUGUUCGUCAACGCCGGCAUGAACCAGUUCAAGCCCGUCUUCCUGGGGACGGCAGACCCCCGCAGCGAGAUGGCGUCGUACCGGCGCGUGGUCAACAGUCAGAAGUGCGUCCGCGCCGGGGGCAAACACAACGACCUGGAGGACGUGGGCCGAGACCUUUACCACCACACCUUCUUCGAGAUGCUGGGGAACUGGUCCUUUGGAGACUACUUCAAGGAGGAAGCGUGCUGCAUGGCGUGGAGCCUCCUCACUGAGCAUUAUGGGAUACCUGCAGACAGACUGUACGUGUCCUACUUUGGUGGAGACGCUGCGGCCGGUUUACCCCCCGAUGACGAGACUCGCCACAUCUGGCUGGAGAUCGGGGUCCCUCCUGGGCGCCUGCUGGCCUUCGGCCUGAAGGAGAACUUCUGGGAGAUGGGGGACUCGGGCCCCUGUGGCCCCUGCACCGAGAUCCACUACGACCACGUGGGGGGCCGGGACGCCGCCUCGCUCGUUAACGCUGACAGUCCUGACGUGGUGGAGAUCUGGAACCUGGUCUUCAUGCAGUACAACAGGGAGGGGGACCAGAGUCUGCGUCUGCUGCCCCGGUCCAGCGUGGACACUGGGAUGGGACUGGAGAGACUGGUGAGCGUCCUGCAGGGGAAACGAUCCAACUACGACACAGACCUGUUCACCCCGCUGCUGCACGCCAUCCACCAGGUGUCGAAGGCGGGCCCGUACGGCGGCAGGACGGGCGCUGCAGACCGGGACAACGUGGACAUGGCGUACCGCGUGGUGGCCGACCACGUCCGCACGUUAUCAGUCUGCAUCGCUGACGGAGUUCACCCAGGCAUGUCAGGGGCAGAGUUGGUGUUGAGGAGGAUUCUGCGGCGGGCGGUCCGGUUCUGUGUCGAGGUCCUGCAGGCUCCUCAGGGAGCACUGGCCAGCCUGGUUCCUACUGUCACACACAUACUGGGCGAUGUGUAUCCGGAGCUUCACAGAGAGUCAGACAGAAUCACGGACGUCAUCAACGAGAACGAGGCUCACUUCCUGUCGUCUCUGCAGCAGGGCAGCCGGCUGAUCCUCCGCACUCUCAACAGAAAGGACUACAAACAUGGAGACUUCCCCGCCGCGGUGGCCUGGUCUCUGCACAGGGACCUGGGGUUCCCUCUGGACCUGGUGGACCUGAUGUUGGAGGAGCGAGGAGUCCAGGUGGACCGCCCGGAGCUGGACCGCCUCAUCGCCCAGAACCAGAAGGUGAAGUCGGACCCUCAGCCAGGUUUUCAGUCGGCGCUGACGUUGGACGUCCUCAGCCUGGCGGAGCUGCAGCGUCUCGGAGUUCCUCACACCGACGAUAGCCUCAAAUACCAGUACAGACUGGAGCAGGGCCGGUACGUUUUCCCAGCAUGCAGUGCGACAGUAGUGGCGCUGUAUGACGGCCAGGCGCUGGUGUCGGAGGUCUCAGAGGGUCAGCGCUGUGAUGUCAUCCUGGAUCAGACCUGCUUCUACUCGGAGCAGGGGGGGCAGUCACAUGACCUGGGCUACUUCACCCGGGACGCACUGCAGGACGUCCUGUUCCCUGUGGAGGCUGUGGUCCUGGCGGGGGGGUACGUGCUCCAUCAGGUGACCGCCACCGACAGCCUGAAGACCGGAGACCAGGUCCAUCUGCACCUGGACCAGGUCCACCGUUUGUCCUGUAUGGUGAACCACACAGCGACUCACCUUCUGAACUUUGCUCUGAGGAAAGUUGUGGGUCCUUCAGUUCAGCAGAGAGGAUCUCAUGUGUCAGCUGAUCGCCUCCGCUUCGACUUCAGCGUCAAGAGUUCUCUGAGCGUGUCACAGCUGCAGCAGGUCGACAGCUGUGUGAGUGACAUCAUCUCGGCCAAUCAGAUCAUCCACAGCGAGGAAGUUCCUCUGCAGACAGCGCGGAGCAUCAGGGGGCUGAGGACAGUGGACGAGGUGUAUCCUGACCCGGUCCGGGUGGUUUCUGUGGCGGUGGCGGUCUCUGACCUGUUGGAUGAUCAGACAAACAGACAGACGUCUGUGGAGCUCUGCUGUGGAACCCACGUGCUGCAGACCGGAGACAUCGAGGACCUGCUGAUAGUCUCUGAGAGACAGAUGGUGAAAGGAAUCAGCCGGAUCCUCGCUGUGACGGGACGGGACGCCGCGCUGGCCCGUGAGCAGGGUCAGGUCUUGGCUCAGGACGUGGACUCUCUGACAGCCAGAAUCUCAGGCUCCGCCCCCUCCAGCCUGGACUCCGCCCAGCGCCUCGCCAAGGAGGUGGGCGUCCUCUCCGAUGCUGUAGAUAACACAGCCAUCCCCCAGUGGCAGCGCAGAGAGCUCCAGAGUCGACUCCGAUCUCUGCAGAGGACGAGCAACACGGCGGUCAGGAAGCUGGAGACCAGAGAGGCUGCGGUGAGAGCUCAGACUCUGCUGGAGAAGAACGGCAGGAAGGACGUGCAGGUGGAUGCCGUGGAGACGGACUCUCUGUCGGUGGUGAUGAAGACGGUGAACCAGCUGAGUGCUGCCGCUCCUCACAGUCUCGUCAUGCUGCUCGCUCACCAGAGGCAUUCUGGGAAGGUUCUGUGUGCCUGUCAGGUUCCCAAGGACUCUCUGUCCCUCUCAGCGUCUGAUUGGGCGGUGGCCGUGUGUCGUCACCUCGGCGGCAGCGCCGGCGGGUCAGCGCUUGUUGCCAAGGGAACAGGAAGCAGCAGUGACAUCACCGAGGCGCUGCGUUGGGCCGAGGAGUUCGCUCGCCAGAAAACACGGCGGUGACGUCGAGGCUUGAACUGUUUCCUGUUCCUGUUUGGACAGGAAGUACGGGGGCGGGACAUUUAAAGAGUGAACCAAAGAGACAGCUGUCUGUUAGCAUGCUAACGGUUAGCUGCUGCUGAACUGACAAGGGAGGGGUGGACAAAAUAUCAGAAACACCUGACACUGGAGCAUUAUGAUGUCAUGAAGGGAUUUCUUCUUCUGAUGAUCAUCAAUCACCACGACAGCCUGUCAAGAUUUAUUAUUUAUAAUUGUUUUAUAAAUGUGAACUUUUCUGUUUUACAAUAAAUCUCUGAAGACAGA
Sander lucioperca (pikeperch) is the source of this 3365-nucleotide messenger RNA. RefSeq names its product alanyl-tRNA synthetase 2, mitochondrial (putative) (gene aars2). The transcript has 22 exons. The coding region runs from base 102 to 3065 and encodes 987 amino acids. Gene Ontology annotation, molecular function: nucleic acid binding; alanine-tRNA ligase activity; amino acid binding. Lineage: Eukaryota; Metazoa; Chordata; Actinopteri; Perciformes; Percidae. Gene Ontology annotation, biological process: alanyl-tRNA aminoacylation; tRNA modification. The record is from RefSeq and is a predicted model, not a curated record. Gene Ontology annotation, cellular component: cytoplasm; mitochondrion.